AUGCUUGAAGGCAUUGAGCAUAUCUCAAAAAAUCUGUUAGCACAAAAUACUAUUAUUGGCUGGAUUUUGAGCGAUCAAAUCCCUAAUCGUGUGGUAUCUUUCUCCACUCAAGUGGAACAAAACUCAAACAAACUUCUGGAAUCUCAACAGCGAAAGUUCUGGGAGGUAGAAGAAGUUCCGACCCCCAAUCUCACGAGUCAUGAAGAUAAGCUAUGUGAAGAGUUAUACCAAUCAACUACAUCGCGCACACCUGAAGGUCGCUACAGGCGGUCAGGGCACCUUUACGAUAAAAGCUCCCACCUCUUCCGCAAUAAAUUAUUAAAAGAAAAGGCUUGGGAUGCAGUUGCAUGUGCUGUGGGAGUACCUGUGACUAACUGCCAAACUAGGUGGAAGUCUCUCAGAGACCGUUUCGUCCGGGAGACAGGCUUACAGAAGAAGAAGUCGGGAUCUGGUGCCGAAGAUGGAGCCACAUGGCAAUAUUUGGAAGCCAUGGAUUUUAUGCGAGACUUCGUUGCUCCUCGAAAAACAUUUUCCAAUCUGGAUUUUACUUCACAGGAGGAGGAUAUAAACGGUAUCAGCCCGUGCAACGUGACCGAAACCUCUUAUUAUGAGGAGUAUGAAGUAAGCUCUCCUCUUCCUUCUGUUGCGGCAAACGACACGGAGUAGUCCAACAGCGCAAAAAAAAUAAACGGCGUCGUGUAGAAGACGAGGCGAACGAGAGGUUCGGAUCACUAUGCGCGGCGGUCAAUGAAUUUGUUGGCUCCAAAUCCGAAAGCUUUAAUAAUAGCCGCAAUUUUGAGAUUUAUAAAGUUCUGUACAGCUAUGUAUUGAAACAUCCGGAGCAGGCCCAAGAUUCAAUCAAAGUUGAGAUACUCAACUAUGUUUUCAACUAUAAUUGCGGCAAUUAUUAAAGCUUUCGGAUUUGGUAUUUUAUAAAA
This is a messenger RNA of Rhagoletis pomonella (apple maggot), 938 nucleotides long. RefSeq lists its product as uncharacterized. Gene Ontology annotation, cellular component: transcription regulator complex; nucleus. The transcript is spliced from 4 exons. NCBI's taxonomy places the organism in Eukaryota, Metazoa, Arthropoda, Insecta, Diptera, Tephritidae. Bases 1 to 666 code for a protein of 221 amino acids. Gene Ontology annotation, biological process: regulation of transcription by RNA polymerase II. The record is from RefSeq and is a predicted model, not a curated record.